UGAGUGUAAUCACGGAGGUUGAGAGCGGUGGUUCGGGGGUUAGGUGACCGUCCUCUGACUGCCAUCCCCGGGGGAACUGCGCUGGAAGACGCCGCUGCUGGAGCGCGGUGCCACAGUCAAUACCUUCCGCCACGUCCCGGUCCCAGCCCGGCAGCAGGCACUACAGUUCCCCCCCACUCCUCCUGCACAGCUAACCCCGCUUCAACACAGCGACACCACCGAUGUUAGUUCUCAUCUCCGCGGAAGAAAAGUCCCCCCGGAGGAGGAGUGAAGCUUUACCCGGGCCUGUCAUCACCUACCUGGGGACGCCCCUCCAAGCCGAGCCCCGCCGGUGCUACCUGGGCUUAGCUAACCGCCAGCUAGCUAGCAUGCUGCCGCCCCUCCACACCACACAGCUCUCCCAGGACUAACCCUCGUCAUGACCGAGUUAAGAUGUCGGAAAACGGAGAUCCAGGAGGGGGAUGCACACACCGAGCGGAGCCAGGCCGAGCCAGAGCCAGAGCCGCAGACUGAAGGUCCGGACGAGGCGGUGAGAGUCUCCAGCGGUGCAGGGGAUGAUGCCCCGCAGCAGAGGAACGAUGAGGGCGAAGAAGAGGACGGCGAACAGAAACAGGGGGACUCGAGCAGACCAGGAGCUUCAGGGAAAACAUCCUGGAGGUCUUCUACAUCCGGUUUCCUGCAGCGUCUGGUGAGGGUGUUCUUCGGCUGCCUGGCGGCGGUUGCCUGUGGCGUUCUCUACGCUGUGUAUCUCUCAACGUACCACGACAGGAAGUUCUGGUUUUCUACUCGACAGGAGCUGGAACGUGAAAUCACCUUCCAAGCAGGCAGUGGGCUCUACUACUACUAUUACAAGCAACUGCUGGCGGCCCCGUCGUUUGAAAGAGGCUUCUAUGAGCUGAUAAUAGACAACAGGACUGUCUCAGGUCAAACCAUCAACGCAGUGGAGCGUCUGUCUCUGUAUCCAGAGCUCAUCACUAGCUUUGUGUACAGAGUCACAGGGAGCCAGGAUAUCGUGGAGCCGAUCUACUUCUAUGUCGGCGCUGUUUUCGGCCUCCAGGCGGUCUACGUCACCGCGCUGUUUGUGUGCAGCUGGGUGAUGAGCGGCACGUGGGUGGCCGGCAUGUUGGCUGUGGCCUGGUACGUGAUCAACAGAACAGACACAACCAAAGUGGACCAUGCUAUUCCACUGCGGGACAACUGGGCUCUGCCUUACUUCUCUUGUCAGGUGGCAGCUUUGACUGGAUUCCUGAGUAACAAUAUCUGCUCUGCCACUGAGAUGUUUUGCUAUCUCACCAUGAGUGCCACCACCUUCACCUUCCUCCUGGUGUGGGAACACAGCCAUUAUGUGCUCUUCAUCCAAGGCCUCUGUCUUUUCCUGCUCGACUCUUUCGACCUGGUGCCAUCACGUAAGAUGGCUGAUAUCCACAAAGUGUACCUCAGCUCCUUGUUCCUGGCCUACUUGUUCCAGUUUCAGAACCCGACCUUGCUCAGCUCGCCGCUGCUCAGCCUCCUGAUUGGCUCAAUGCUCGCGAGGUACUUCCAGUUGUUUUCUGUAUUUGUAUCUCAGCAAAAGAUGAAGAUGGGUCCUCUAGUGGCCAGAGUGAUGAAGCUCUUCCUCCAUUUCCACCUGGUCUUUACCACAGGGAUCACCUUCAGUUAUCUGGUCAAGAAACUUAUACCUGUAAGUGAGGGCGACUUCAUAUUGAAGUUCCUUGAAGUAAAAUUUGGGUUCAACACAACAACUGACUUUGUCACCAACCUCCUCCUGUGCCAAGAGACUUUGCAGAGUCCGGGUCAGGAUUUGUUUCUGCGACUGACGCAGGCCUCAGUUCUUCCCUUUUACUUCCUGGUGCUCACUGUGUGUCUGCUGUCCACCCUGCAGACCAUCUACAGAAGACUCAGUGGUCAGCCAAUGAAAACCAACCUCCGACUUGAAGAUGGACGAAUAGGAGAGCAGCCUGAGGUCAUCUAUCACGUUUUUCACACGUUGCUUUUUGGAGGCCUGACUCUGCUCUUUGAUGGGAUGAAGUAUUUAUGGACGCCAUACGUCUGCAUGUUCACAGCGUUCGGGGUGUGUUCUCCAGACCUCUGGAUGACUGUGUUUAAGUGGCUUAAACUGAGGUCCAUUCACCCUGUGGUGCUGUCUCUGAUCCUGAGCACAGCCGUUCCCACCAUCAUCGGUUUCAGUUUAUGGCGAGAGUACAGCCCCCGUGUCUUAGCGGAUCUGUCUGAACUGCAGGAGUUCUACGACCCAGAUACAGUGGAGCUGAUCAGCUGGAUCAGGUCACAGGCUCCAGUGGCAGCUGUGUUUGCAGGAAGUCCUCAGCUGUUGGGAACAGUGAAGCUGUGUUCAGGCGCAGCUGUGACCACUUUACCGCUUUACUCUGACAUCAACCUGCUGAGGAGGAGUGAAGACUCUUAUCAGGUGUAUGCAAUGAGAUCUGCAGAGGACAUCUACAAGAUCCUGACGUCUCAAAAGACAAACUACGUGAUCAUCGAGGAGUCGAUUUGUACAGAGCUUAGUCUCAACAAGGGCUGUAGGAUCAAAGACCUGCUGGACAUCUCCAAUGGACAUGUCAUCUAUGACAAAGGGGAGAUCUACUCCUUCUCCAAGCACGGGCGAUUCUGCCACGAAAUAAAAAUGAACUACUCCCCCUACACAAACUACUUCACCAGGGUUUUCUGGAAUCGCUCGUACCACGUGUACAAAGUGAACUCUGUCAUCUCUUUUCAGUACUGACGGCAGCUCCUCACUUCCUGCUGAGACUUAACUGAGCCUGACUUCUCUGGUAGUUUUUACAUCACAUCCACCAUGAUGCACGGGGGACUGCGAUGCGUGUCUGCGCCUGUGUGCUUAGGAAAAUGUUAAAUCACGUGGACACAUUGGAACCAACGGGAAUCAGCUGAGCACGUUGUUGAGCUCAUAUUUGUUUAAAGUCAACAUAAAUGGACCCUGUUGAAGUUGGAAUGUGCCAUAUUGAUUUGUGAACUGUGGUUUUAUAAGCCAUGCCUUACUGUCACUGAUACUGCGAAGGUUUUAAUGCAGGAUUUAUAUGUGAGGUCUGAGGUUACUGAAAUAUGUUGAGGGUCUUUAUCUUGCUCAAAGAUAAAGACACAAAUUUUGCCUUUAAGUAUAUUUUUAAGUUUGUCCGUCUGUGAUGUUGAUUUAUUCUGUUAUUAUAACAUAUGUUGAUUUAGAUGUUGACCUUCAGAUAACCAUGGUCCACCCGUCUUUACUCGUAACGUUUGCCUUGUUGCCUAAAGAGAAUAGUUUUUCUUUCAAGAAGACCACAGCAAGAAAAGCAAGAGGAUUAAUUAAGUGGACCUAUGCAUACUGUUAUUAGUUCAAACCACCAUUUUUAUUGUGAUAAUUGUGUCCUGAUUUAGAGACGAUUGUUGGAUCUUAAAUUAUGAUGAACAAGAA
Messenger RNA from Hippoglossus stenolepis (Pacific halibut), 3424 nucleotides. Its product is annotated as probable C-mannosyltransferase DPY19L4. The transcript has 19 exons. The coding region runs from base 419 to 2740 and encodes 773 amino acids. Lineage: Eukaryota; Metazoa; Chordata; Actinopteri; Pleuronectiformes; Pleuronectidae. Gene Ontology annotation, molecular function: mannosyltransferase activity. The record is from RefSeq and is a predicted model, not a curated record. Gene Ontology annotation, cellular component: nuclear inner membrane.